Molecule: messenger RNA, 714 nt
Organism: Penicillium salamii
Lineage: Eukaryota; Fungi; Ascomycota; Eurotiomycetes; Eurotiales; Aspergillaceae
Source: the annotation of a GenBank genome assembly
AUGAAAUCUCGGUGGCCAACGCUCCUCUCCAUUAGCCGUCUUCCGUUGUAUCAUGGUACAAAUGUUCGAAUUCGAAUUGGGUCUAGCGACCACGAAUUCGAAGUUUCAAAGGAUCUCCUUUGCAAGGAAUCUGCCUACUUCAGAGCAAUGUUGGAAGGCAAUUUCGCAGAGAAAGAACAACAGUCAGUAACUAUGGAAUCAGUGGAAGGGGUGGUCUCAGUGCAGAGUUUUGAAGCACUCAUGCAAUGGUUCUACAUGCACAAAAUCCAUUUUGACUCGAAAAUCCCAGGGGACCAGAUCUCGGCUGUGAUAGAGCUUAUCAGACUUGCCUAUAUGUGCAAUAUCACUGGGAUGGACACUGAAAUGGCUCAAUACAUCAAGGAUAUACUUGUUGCCAACCCCGAUCCUCGAAACAGCCGCACUUAUCACAUUGCUGAUUCCAAUACCCAUUGCCUCACAAGUCAACAUAUUAUUUCAGCAACACUUUUACCACAAGGCCAUCCGGUGCGCCGGGUUCUAGCAGCAGCCUCGGUCGAGGGAUAUCUACGCACCGGCAAUUACAAAUUCAGGAAGGAAACUCAUGAACAUCCCGCUUUCGGAGCUGACCUACUCCACGAAGUCAGAUUGGCGUUGAAUGGAAGCAGGCAGGAGAAGCGUUAUACGAUAAUUAGGGACCCUAUCAGUGGAUUGGACAUCACGUUGGGUUCGGAUUAG